Amphimedon queenslandica is the source of this 1284-nucleotide messenger RNA. RefSeq lists its product as uncharacterized. Bases 82 to 1080 code for a protein of 332 amino acids. Lineage: Eukaryota; Metazoa; Porifera; Demospongiae; Haplosclerida; Niphatidae. The record is from RefSeq and is a predicted model, not a curated record. The transcript is spliced from 2 exons.
UAGCCAGUAUUGACCUCUAGAAAGAGAGAGAUAUAAAGGAACAGCAACAGCAGUAGCUAAGGAAAGAAACAACUAGUUAUAAUGUUAGCUGUAUCAAGAGCUUCUAUGAGUACAUCAAAUCCACUGGUUGUUGUGACUGAUCAAAUGCAAAGCAGAUCAGCAAGUCAAAUUGAAGUUAGUGCCAAUAAAUUCUUGGACUCUAGGGCAUACGAGCCCAAGUCACCAAACAAGAAAGGUAGAAACAAUAUCAGGAGUUUUCCAAAGUCACCACAAAUCCCAAAUGGAGCAGUCUUCCUCAGUCCUUCUCCUUACAACUCUCCCCCAAUCUCCCCAACAGUUUCUAACAAUCCAUCCCCUAGACAGACCCCAUCUUCAAGGCAAUCUCCAUCAGCUGCAAAGCCUAAUACUAAAGUCCCUGUUCCUCCAUCACUGAUAGUCACACAAAAGCAUGACGCAACUCCUCCACUACCAGCAAAAAGCGAUCCCUCCAGUCCAAAAAAUCUUGUACCACCAGCACAUCGUCAGCACAGGCGACGUGCUUCUGAUGGAGAAGCAUUGUUUGCUAAACAAAAACAGUUUCAAUCUCCUAGUGAUUUUGAUGAGCCUCGUAAGUCAAUGCCUGUCGUAGUACCCAUCAGCCAAUUGGGUUCUUUGUCGUCGCGUAUCGCCUCUAAGAGUUUCUGGAAUUUUGGUAUGCUAGUGGAGAGAGAGAAGGAGUCAGAGACUUCUGAUACAAAACUGCCUUCCAUUGAUAAUCGAUCCAAUACAGUCCCUAAUAGUCCAGAAACGUCACCACCAGUCAUUAAAAAGAAAGGACUCAAGCACUCUACAAGUGAUAUAUUCCUAGAGGCAGAAGGAAUGAAAGGACUCUAUGAGAAGCAGUGGUCGAAGCCGGAGCUACCCGUUAACAUACCACCUGCUAAAACAAAGAGACGUGUCUCACUGCAUCACCUACCGCCAAUGAGGAAAUCCGUUUCACAAGAACAAUUGAGAAAAACAAAUGGAUCUCUACCUAUUUCUCCUCCUGCUCUAUUCACUGUAGAUCCACAUGAAGAAGAAAACGAUGAACACUUAUUCUAAAAUACAUCAAUUUCUAUAUAUAGGUCAAUUUAUCUUUUUUAUCCCUUCUAUUGUGCACUUUCUGUCGAUAAGAAUACAAUGCAUUCUUCCCUGUUGAUCAGGGGUGAUGCAAGAACAUCCCAAUUACAUGCAAAAUCAUAUUACUAUUAAAUUAUGGCUGUUACGUAACUACACAAUAUUAUUAAUUUUUUGCAUAAACAUUUA